AAUCUAAACAGUGUUAUAACCUCUUUGCACUCAGUCGCUUUACGUUCGCCGCGGAAGCUCGUCCCUUCGCCGGCGACAGAUUAAAAAAGUGAGCUGUCAAAAAUUGGCGGGAAAACAGUUCGAGUGACAUUUGAUUAGUUUUUUUUUUGUUAACUUUUUUCGUGUUUUUUUAAAUUAAAUUUUUCGUCUGCAAAAUGUUUCUCAAAGCGAGUUUGUGUUUGAUCCUAUCACUCAUCACACUGUCAUCAUGCCAGAAAGAUGACGAGAUCAUCCGACAAGACUUCGAUGGUCCUCACGAAGACGGAUCCUACAGAUGGGCUUUGCAAACAUCUGGAGGUAUUUACCACGAGCAGACUGGUGGUCUGGAGCCAAACAGCGCCGGGGAGCCGAGUCUGCUGGUAAAGGGGCAGUAUCAGUACACGGCACCUGAUGGCCAGGUGAUAAAUGUGCUGUACACAGCCGGAGAGAACGGGUUCGAAGCCCGGGGCGACCACAUACCCACACCUCCGCCGAUACCCGCUGCAAUACAGAGAGCUCUCGACUAUUUAGCGACUAAACCGCCAUCUACCGACUAUUAGGAUAAAACUUUCAUAAAUACACUACCGGUAAAUUCGGGUUGACCCAAAUUCUAUUCAGACUAAAAUGUAUAUAAGGUGUUCUAAAAGUAUCUGCCACGGCUUUAAUGGGAGGUAGUGUUGUGUUAGAAGAUUACAAUAGUGAAGAAAUUUCGUACCCCGGACCAGUUAAUUCAAUUUGAGAACAUAAAGAAGUUAAAUAAACAUUGACUCUACUCUGUAUAAAGUGGUUCAUAAAUACGCACGAUGCGUCGCUUUGUCUAUGAAAACGACAUGCUUUCUUAUGUGUUUAUUCAUAAAAUAUUGUAUAUGUAUAUUAUUAUGUUAAUAAUAUGGCCAGUGUAUAAAAAGUACAAAAUUUUAUUAAAUUGUAAAUAUACCUAAGUGUAGAUUUUAAGGUAUUUUCUUUAUAAGAAACUAACUAAUACCAGCGGCUUUGCCCGCUUUGUAAAUUGAAAACAACGCCAUCUAGUGUCGUCAAAAAUUUGUAAAAUAAAUUUAAUAAAAUAAUUAAAAUUUUAUAAA
Messenger RNA from Spodoptera frugiperda (fall armyworm), 1100 nucleotides. RefSeq names its product endocuticle structural glycoprotein ABD-4-like. Bases 195 to 578 code for a protein of 127 amino acids. Gene Ontology annotation, molecular function: structural constituent of chitin-based larval cuticle. NCBI's taxonomy places the organism in Eukaryota, Metazoa, Arthropoda, Insecta, Lepidoptera, Noctuidae. Gene Ontology annotation, cellular component: chitin-based extracellular matrix. The record is from RefSeq and is a predicted model, not a curated record. The transcript has 4 exons.